AAAGGGACAACUAGGGGCUCAAAAUCUUCCAGGUGGUACGACUAUGAGGAAUCCAAUUACAACAACUACCUCCAAUCUGCAUCAAGGAACGGGUGGAAAGCACAACCAACAGCAACAGGCAAAAGGGCCACCUGUUAAGGCUCAAAAUAUUGCGUCUCUUUUGUCAAAUUGAUGUUGUCCUUCUUGCAUCCUAAAAAUUAAGUCUUGUUGAGACAGAUCCUCCUCUACCUCGUCGUGCUAGGUAAAUGGGUGAAUGAAUGAAAAGCGUCAUUUUUGUUAAACAAGUUUCCUUCUUAGGAAGCUGAGAAAAUGAGCCCAACAAGGGAUGAAUUGUUUUGAGCUCUAAAUGUGUCCCGCGGAACCGUGCGACCACAGGCACGCCAAGCACUGCCACUGAACUCGAAGCUCUCGUGGAUGCGCCGUUGCAUGUGAUCGAUCCAGAGACGCCUUCUAUGCGACUGAUUCUCGGAAAAUUGGAACAAAAAACCGACCGAAGCCGCCAAGAGAUUCGGGAUAUGGCACGUCACGCCGCGAACUCACGAAUGAUCAUCGACUUCUUGGUUUACACUGCUGCUUUCCACAACCAUCAUGAUCAUCCUCUUCAAAUCGCAGAUCCGGAAGUUGAAGGAAGACAAGCAUUGAGGCAAGAAAUGGUGGAUAUAUUACUUCUCGAUUCUCCGUUGAAAUUAAUUGAGGACAUGUUCGGCAACUACGUGAUCCAAAAGAUGGUCGUCACUGGCGACAAAGCAGAACGGAGUCGAGUCGUGCGAAUCUUCGAAGGCAGAGCGG
Molecule: messenger RNA, 789 nt
Organism: Amoebophrya sp. A25
Lineage: Eukaryota; Dinophyceae; Syndiniales; Amoebophryaceae
Source: the annotation of a GenBank genome assembly